AUGCGACGCUCACGAAACGGUCAUUGCGUGGCGGAGCUCUUCAGCCUCUACGACGAUGCGUACCGGUACGUGCAGCCCAUCAUGCACCUCGCCGCUCAGAGUCUCCUUCUCUCUUCUUUCCCUUUCCUUUUCUUUGCAAUCUCAGAUUUGGCAGGCUAUCAUCGAGAGGAAAGCUACCUUUGGGCUGACAACUACACAACAGCCCCUUACGUGGCCUUGAUAGAUGAUGACGUCAUCUUCAACAUGAAAUUAACGCCCGGAUUACUGUUCAACCUGACAGACAGCAAGCCGUACGUGAUUGGCAGCGCGCGGCGACAGCUGGACCAGUGGUUACCCUCCACCAAGUUUUUCGUUGGCAAGGACAAGUACUUCGCCAAUUUCAUGGUGCAGUUGCCAUUUGUGAUGCCAACCAGCGUCCUGACAAACUUCAAGAGCCACGUGGCCAAUCUGCACAAGAACAAGGUCGGCAGCUUCGACUCGGCUUUCAAGUGGUUCUCUGAGCAUGGACCUCUUUGGCGGACCCAAAUCGCCCACACGACUAUUGGAAACUACAUGUGGGCGUAUGCACAUGAUCAGGUGCACUGGGCCUUGGAAUGGACCAAUCACACGCCGAUCCCUCGAGCCGGCGUGCAUCUUCCCUACACGCAGCCUUUCCUCACGAAGCACAAGUUCAACGGGCCACGUGUCAUCAAGACAUACGUCCAGGGGGCGGCUUAUUACGCGCACGAGGGCGUGUGCCAUGCGCUGCCUGCUGGAGAGCUCCCUGGGUGUGAUGAUGUGAACCCUUUCCCUCAGAUCCAGAUAUGGCAGUCUGCCAUGGAUUGGUUUGACUGGCCUGGUAUUAAUAAGAUGGAGGCUAACGCUACUAUAGUGUAUGAUCAUUACCAGAGCGAGCUGGCGUGCAUGUACUGGAAGACAGCUCAGGGGGGGGCGGGUGGUGGAGGGGAGCCAAGUGUGUUUGGAACGAAUGUGCAGAUUAGAGGGGCUGAUCCUGCUGGGAGGAGAGAAGAGCUCUUGACAUCUCUAUAG
This is a messenger RNA of Closterium sp. NIES-65, 1029 nucleotides long. The record is from the annotation of a GenBank genome assembly. NCBI's taxonomy places the organism in Eukaryota, Viridiplantae, Streptophyta, Zygnematophyceae, Desmidiales, Closteriaceae.